GGAUCGUCCGCUUGGCUUGCGGCUUCUCGAACGCGACGGCUCCGCGAGUUGCAGAUACUGAACAAUGGGGAGGAGACGCGAGGAGGCUUUACAAAUGAAAUGUUGACUUCUGCACUAAUAGUGCUGGGUGGAGGAUCCAGGCUCCAGGUUGAGGAGGCUGCCUACUCCACUCCGGGGUGAGGAUCCAGAAUCCAGGCUCCAGGUUGAGGGGGUUACUUUACUCCACUCCGCGGUUUCCAGUGUCCAGUCUUGGGUGAUGAAGACAACGCGUGCAGCGGCAGGAGGAGGAGGAUGCGGCGGCGCUUGAAGGGGUGCGGCGCUGAGCCGGCGGCCGCGCUCGCAGGAGGCCGCUACGAGCUGCUGGGGCCCCUGGGCCACGGCGCGUUCGGCCGGGUCCACCUGGCGCGCGACACCGAGGCCGCCGCAGAGGACGCCACCGUGGUGCUCAAGGAGGUUCCGCUUCGGGGGGCGGCCCCGGGGCACGAGGCGCGGGCCCUGGCCGAGGCGCGGCUGCUGUCCCGGCUCGGCCACCCGGCCGUGCUGCGCUUCCACGGCAGCUUCGUGCAGGACGCCAGCCUCUACAUCGUGACGGAGCACUGCGAGGGAGGAGACCUGCACAUGGCUGUGGAGAGGCGGCGCCAGGAGGGCUCCCAGUUCGCGCUGCCGCGCGUCGUGGAGUGGUUCGUCCAGCUGCUGCUGGGCCUGCAGCACCUCCACGACAGGCACAUUCUCCACAGGGACCUGAAGACGAGAAACAUCUUCCUGAAGAGCGGCAUGGUGAAGAUCGGGGAUUUCGGCGUGUCCCGCGUGCUGGCAGGGCCCGCGGACCUGGCCCUCACCUUCACGGGGACCCUGCACUACAUGAGCCCCGAGGCGCUGCAGUGCAGGGGCUACAACUCCAAGUCCGACGUCUGGUAGGGUCCGUCUCGUCACAUCACCUGGCUGCCCAUCUCUAACUCUGUCCGUGUACAUCUGUUCGUCUGCCCAUUCAUCCGCCUCCCUGUCCGUACGGCUGUGGGUACGCGUGUCUGUCCGUCCGUCCGUCUGUGCAUCUGUCUCUGUACGUCUGCCUGUCGUGUGUUUUGUAUUCUCUGGAUCGUAAGCAAAAGUUGGGAGCUUACAAUCCGAUAGGUGGGUGCGUGCGAGGCCACAUCUCUUCUGAGCUAUUGACACGUGGAACAGUCGACGUUUGGGGUGCGUCUCACGAUGUGGACAGCACGAACCUGCGUCGCUUUCCUGCGCGGGUGUUCACCCCCCCUCCUCCCCCCCCCCGACAAAUCGGCCUCUCGCGCGCAGGCGAGCAGAGCCGUCGAUUGACACUCAAAACAAACUGUAAGGAAAUAUAAAAUUAGACAUUUAAAACACGACGACGAUGAAUAUUAAUCUUAUUAUUAGACCGCUAGAUGGAGGUCACGGGGGGUGCGCAUUCGGUUCGACGCUCAGCGCUAAAUCAGAGCCCUUAAUUACUCAUCACACAUUGGCGUUGGCGUCCAAUUUGCGAACGAGGAGGAGGUUGGAGGGACGACGCACGCGAGGAGGUUGCUGACGAGGGGCGGUGAUGGACGGGAGGGUCUGGCAGUGACUCGAGCUUAAUACCACACUCACUCACUCACUCACACUCACUCACAC
Molecule: messenger RNA, 1629 nt
Organism: Lethenteron reissneri (Far Eastern brook lamprey)
Lineage: Eukaryota; Metazoa; Chordata; Hyperoartia; Petromyzontiformes; Petromyzontidae
Product: serine/threonine-protein kinase Nek11-like
Biological process (GO): protein phosphorylation
Molecular function (GO): ATP binding; protein kinase activity
Source: RefSeq, a predicted model, not a curated record